Miscanthus lutarioriparius is the source of this 735-nucleotide messenger RNA. The record is from the annotation of a GenBank genome assembly. Lineage: Eukaryota; Viridiplantae; Streptophyta; Magnoliopsida; Poales; Poaceae.
AUGUCGGGGCCAGCAUGCGGUGUGUGCAGUGCGGCCGCCUGCUGCCAGCACCUCUUCCACACCGGCGCUGACAACGACGACCUCAAUAGCCGGGCCUUGUUCUCCGUCUUCCCUGCGGUUCACCAUCAUGAGCCCAGCCCCAAGAAGCAGCAGCAACCACCGGGGUGCCUGCACGAGUUCCAGUUCUUUGGCAAUCAGGACGACGAUGACCACCAUGAAAGCAUCGCCUGGCUCUUCGACCACCCACCGCCACCUGCGAGCGAGGUCGGCGACGACGACCUGUCCCCAGCUGAGAACCGGGCGUUUGACCAGUUUGGGCCACAGUACCACCACCCCGGAAACGGGAACGGGAACGGGCUCACCUUUGAGGUGGACGCCAGGCUGGGCCUCGGCAGCGGGGGCGCCGCCCGGCAAACGGAGACAGCAGCAGCAAGCGCCACCAUCAUGUCAUUUUGUGGGAGCACAUUCACAGACGCCGCAAGCUCGAGGCUCAAAGAGACAACCCUGACCGACGACAGUCAGCUGCAAAUGCCGGUAUAUCAGUCAACGGAGAGGGAGGUUAAGUUGAUGAGGUACAAGGAGAAGAGGAUGAGGAGGUGCUAUGUGAAGCAGAUAAGAUAUGCAUCCAGGAAAACCUAUGCGCAGGUGAGACCCCGGGUGAGAGGCCGUUUUGCUAAGGUAACCGAAGCCUGCUCCGGCACAGCAGACAACGUUGGCAACGACCACCUGCUGUGA